CUCCCCCUUCACGAAACACCACCCUCGCCCUCCCCUCACAGACAAGCCCAAGGCCCAGCCCAGCACCCUAGCCCAGCACCCUUGAGACUGCUCCCCUUCCUCGCAACCGCAGCCGUCAUGACAGCCAAGACGACCGCCGCCCUCCGCGUCGACCCGGAGUGGGCCGCCGUCUUGGACCAGAUCGGGUCCGGCCCACAGCCCAACUUCACCAGCGUCUGGGACGUGCGCGAGGCCGUCAACACCCAGCUCGGGCCCAUCGUAGCCGCGCUGCCGCGCCACGACGGCAUGCUCCAGACCAAGCACCAGGUCACGUCGCUCGACGGCACCGUCAUCGACGUCUACCGCUUCCUCCCCAAGGCCCUCCAGGCCAACGACACCACCACCCCCGCCGCCGCCGACCUCGGCCGCGCCGUCGUCAUGAACUUUGGCGGCGGCUACGUCGCCGGCUCCGCCCCCUCCUGGGCCCCCGCCAUGGCCGACCUGGCCGAGCGGGCGGGCACGCAGGUGUUUGCGCCCGAGUACCGCAUCGCGCCCGAGCACCCGGCCCCGGCGGGCGUCGAGGACGCCUUCUCCACCGUGGCGUGGCUGCAGCUGCCCCAAUCCGCCGCCGCCUUUGGCGUCGACCCGGCCCGCAUCGUGGUCGGCGGCAUGAGCGCGGGCGGCGGCAUCGCGGCGGGCGCCGCCCUCCUGGCCCGUGACAGGGGGCUGUCCCCGCCCAUCGCGGCGUCGCUGCUGCGCUACCCCAUGCUCGACGACCGCACGCGCCUCGACGACGCGGACCCGCUGCACCCUUACCUGCUCUGGACGCAGCGCCAGAACGAGCUGGCCUGGCCCGCGUACCUGGCCGGCAGCGACAGCGUCAGGUACGGGGCCCCGGGGAGGACGGAGGACGUGGCCGGCCUGCCCGAUACGUACGUCGGCGUCGGCAGUUUGGAUCUGUUCAAGGCCGAGAACGUCGACUACGCGGCGCGCUUGGCAAAGGCCGACAACAACGUCGAGCUGCAGCUGUACUCGGGCAUCGCGCAUGGCUUCGACCUCGCCGUUCCCGGCAUCAGGUUGAGCAGGGAGAUGAAUGCGAACGAGGUCAGGUUCAUCAGGAGGUUCUAGGGGUGCUGGAUCACUGGGCAGCCAGGAUGAUUGGAUUACGGUUUCGAUCAGUGGUAUACCGUGACAGAUCAGGUAUAUGUGGUAGUGGUAAUUAUGCCUUACAAGAUAUGAGAUUUUAGCCAUUGUUUCUCAGCGUCUUUCACAAACCCAAGCCCCUGGACAGAACGAUAGUCGAUAGAAGAAUCUAGUGGAUAUGUCAUCUCUCAAAUACUCUUUUUGACCCA
Gaeumannomyces tritici R3-111a-1 is the source of this 1331-nucleotide messenger RNA. RefSeq lists its product as hypothetical. Bases 118 to 1107 code for a protein of 329 amino acids. Gene Ontology annotation, molecular function: hydrolase activity. The record is from RefSeq and is a predicted model, not a curated record. Lineage: Eukaryota; Fungi; Ascomycota; Sordariomycetes; Magnaporthales; Magnaporthaceae. The transcript has a single exon.